Molecule: messenger RNA, 1170 nt
Organism: Adineta steineri
Lineage: Eukaryota; Metazoa; Rotifera; Eurotatoria; Adinetida; Adinetidae
Source: the annotation of a GenBank genome assembly
AUGAAGAUAUACUACACAGUCGCAUAUCUCUUUGCUAUUUAUUUCAUUCAAGGAAUUAUUAGUGAACAAUGUUUAAGUGAUCAAUGGCCACCUAAACCUGAUCGAGCUUUACCAACAUAUGUUGUUAAUUUAGAUGCACCACCUGUUGAACGUUGGAAAGAUAUUGUUGCUAAUUAUAAAGAUGAACUUAAUGAUUUACUUGCAUAUAUGAAAACAUUUAUCGUUGAAAUUUCACCUGAACUUAAAUUUUUAAUUGAUCUUGUUGAUACAAAAUUGCCAGCCAUGGCUGAUACAUUGCCUGCACCAUAUGGUGAUGAAAUGAAAGGUAUUAGUCAAGGAUCUGGACUACCUCUUGGCGAAGUUGUCCUGUAUAACGUUUUCUAUGAAGUUUCAUCGUUUUGUACUUCUGUUGUGGGACAAGAUCAAGAUGGAAAUAUUUUUCAUGGACGAAAUCUUGACUUUGGAGGGAUGAUGGGUUGGGAUAAAAUCAAUCAUACUUGGGCAUUAACAGAAAAAUUACGUCCCCUAAUGGUUCAAAUUAAUUAUACACAAAAUGGUCAAGUUCUUUUCAAAACAACCACCUUUCUUGGUUAUAUUGGUUCAUUGACGGGUAUCAAACCAGGUGUAUUUAGUGUUUCAAUCAAUGAACGUAAUGCUCUUAGAGGUGGUUAUAUUGGAUUAAUUGAAUGGAUCUAUAAUAUCAAUCGUAAUCAAUCGUUUAUUACAUUUGCUAUUCGUGAUAUGCUCACGAAAUCUGAAAGUUAUGAUCAAUCAGUAAAAUAUCUAGCUGAAGUUCCAUUAUUAGCUCCAUGUUAUUAUAUAAUUGCUGGUCCAAAACCUGGAGAAGGUGUCAUAAUAACUCGUUCACGUAAUGGUUCCGAUGAUAUCAAACCAUUAGGUAAAGAUAAUCUUUGGUUUUUAGCUCAAACUAAUUAUGACAAUUGGAAGAAACAACCCAUAUAUGAUGAUCGAUUGACACCAUGUAUUAAAUGUAUGCAAGCAAAAGGCAAAAAUCAAGUUACAUUUGAAUCUUUAUUUAAUGUACUUUCUUCACGUCCAAUGUUGAACAAAAUGACAGUAUAUACAUCAUUGAUGAAACCAGCAACAGGUCAAUUUGAAGCCUAUUGGCAAUUAUGCCUCGAUGAAGAAGCUUCAUGUCGACCUUGGUAA